This is a messenger RNA of Olea europaea var. sylvestris, 1208 nucleotides long. Its product is annotated as ACT domain-containing protein ACR9-like. The transcript is spliced from 5 exons. Bases 1 to 966 code for a protein of 321 amino acids. The record is from RefSeq and is a predicted model, not a curated record. NCBI's taxonomy places the organism in Eukaryota, Viridiplantae, Streptophyta, Magnoliopsida, Lamiales, Oleaceae.
AUGACUGUACUUGGAUUUGGGGGACUAUUGUUACGUGUUUGCACACUUGGACAACCUACUGGGGCCCACAACCAACUCAAGCUGAACCACGUGGCACUGAAGCUGAGCUACUAUUACAAGUGCACUAUUUCUAACACACUGGAAGAUAUUGUGAGAGAGGUAGGCAUGGUGCACUUGUGUACCAGGGAGCUCUUACACACGAAAGAGAGACAAAAUGAAACUUGCGAGCAGUUGCAUGCAGUUCUCGGUGAAUCAUGUAUCAGUUGUGAACUUCAGUUAGCAGGCCCUCAAUACGAUAAUCUUCUGUGUAUAUCUUCUAUGUCUUCCGUUGUUGCUGAAGAGUUAUUUAGAUGCACACUCUCGGAUAAGGAAAUUCGCUCACAGGCUCUUAGCCCAGAUGUCAGAGAGUUGAAGAAGGCUAGUGUGAUUACAGACAAUUCAUUGAGUCCAUCUCAUACGUUGCUUCAGAUCAACUGUAUAGAUCACAAGGGUUUUCUUUAUGACAUCAUGAGGACUCUGAAAGACUGCAACAUUCAGAUAGCAUAUGGCCGAUUUUCAACAGUCCAGAAAGGUCGCCGAGAACUAGACCUAUUUAUUCGGCAUCAAGAUGGGAAGAAGAUAGUGGAUCCCGAAAAGCAAGAAGCACUAUGCUCCCGUCUAAAGCUGGAAAUGCUUCACCCACUACGUGUUAUCACAAAUCGUGGUCCAGAUACAGAACUUUUGGUAGGUAAUCCAGUGGAGCUCUCUGGAAGGGGUAGACCACGAGUUUUCUAUGAUGUUACUUUUGCCCUAAAGAGUCUCGGGAUCUGCAUAUUCUCGGCGGAAAUUGGAAGGCAUUCAGCAGCAGAUCGGGAAUGGGAGGUCUACAGAUUCCUUCUAGACGAAAACUGCACAUUUCAACUGUCAAAUAUGGUUAUCAGGAAUCAGAUUGUAGACAAGGUUAGAAGAAUACUGAUGGGCUGGUAAGAGGUUCACCUGCUCAUAUUUACCUUUGUGGGAGCUCUAGAGGGAUGAAGAUGGGUACCUACUUGUACAGUUUUCUUAUUUCUAGUUUGUUUUGAUUUGAAGCUAAGGAAUAACGUCUCUUAUUAAUUCAAAUUUGCUGCCUGGGGCAAUAAAUUUGUGAAACUAAUAUUGUUGAGGUGAUGAUGUUUGCAAAGCUCAAAAAGACAGUAUUGAUACCCAUUCGGAAUUGUUUGACAAGUGCA